Messenger RNA from Rotaria sp. Silwood2, 4192 nucleotides. The record is from the annotation of a GenBank genome assembly. NCBI's taxonomy places the organism in Eukaryota, Metazoa, Rotifera, Eurotatoria, Philodinida, Philodinidae.
AUGUCUCGACUUCGUGUUGUCCGAUGUCAUUCAUUAUUAGGCUUUUAUAAUAUGCAAUUAAAAACACCGAUCGCACUAUUAAAUCUACAACAUCUUUAUCUUGAAUUGAACAAUCUACCAUUUAAUCAAUUUAAUUCGUUGAUGACUAAUAUAUCUUCGACACUUCAAUCGUUGGGUAUUUGUACGACCAAUGAUGAUCAUUACAUAAAUGCCGAUAAUUGGAUAACAUUGAUUUCAUCUCAUAUGUGCACUUUAAAGGAUUUUUAUUUACAUUAUUCAAAUUUCAUAUCAAAUGAUGAAGACUAUGAUGCAUUUCAUACAACCAUUCGCAGCUUCUACUCGAACUUUUGGACAGACCGAAAAUGGUGUUUUGGAUAUCAGCAUUAUUCGAAUCAGGUCGAGGAUGGAAUGGAUACUGAAACUCUUGUAAUAUUCUAUUCAAUCAAGCCAUAUAGAAACCAUAACUAUGAUUUAUUUGAACGUGCAAGUAAUUUGGAAUGUCAUGGAGAUACUGGUUGUAAUUUGUCACGUUGUUUAACAAUACAUGGUCAUCGUUCAAUUAUUAAUUGUGAAGUUAAAUUUCAAAAUGUUACUAGUCUCAUAAUUUCGGAUGAACAUAUGGACAACGACCACUGGUCGAUUGUCAACCUCAUUCGUAUUGUACCAUUGGAACAAUUAACUAAAUUAAUUGUUGAAUGUGAUUCUGUAUGCAUUAAUACAUUGUUCAAGAUCUUGAAUGAUGCAAAACGUAUUCGAUCGCUUGAACUUGCUCGAUAUGAAAUUUCAGAUAUACAAUUUCCAUUUAUUAAACAAGUUGAUAAUGAUAAUGCGAUAUUUAACAGAAACAAUAUAGUUCAAUUGGCCAUUCGUUCUGUUUGCACUUUACAACAACUUCACCUUCCCGUAAACAUUUUUCCACAUAACAAAUGUCUUAAAUUAAUGAUAGCUUAUACUGAUUAUGAAUCGAUCAUAAAAUUCUUGUUAGUGGAAAAUCGAAACCACAACCGACAUCUCUUCUCAUUAUAUCUCAACAUUCUCGAUUCAAAGAACGAGAUUUUAAAAAACUUGAAAACAUUAAUAGACAAUGAAAAACUGCUCAUCGAUUAUGCAAUCGCUGAUUUAAACAAUAAAGUACAUAUCUGGUGGUAAUACAAAAUCUUUUUCUCUGUGUCUGUCUAAGUGUGAUGUGUGUGUGUUCUGCUAUAUCUGUGUAAGUGUUGUGUGUAUUCUGCUAUAUCUAUUCGAAUAUAUAAUAUCUGAUUCAUCAUAAAGAAACUCGAAAUUCAAAGGAAUCCUUUUUGCAUAGUUUUGGAUUCUACCUUACAUCAUGUAUCAUGUAUAUAAUCAAUUUAUAUUUUAUGCGAGAACAAGCUGCUUGGGACAGCUGAAACAAUAAGAUUGAUUUCUGUUGAUGUACAUUAAAUAGUAUCGGAGCACAUCUUAACAUUUAAGCCAUUUGCCGUCUUUAUAUUCUUGAUCAUAAAUUUUUUCUUUCGGUAAGCAGCACUUCGUAAAUCGUGAACUUGUUACUGUAUUCAUAAUGGCUUUUGAUCUAUAAACUAUGUUACUCAACAUAAUAGCGGUACCAAUAACUGUAAGAUCAAACAUAAACUGAUAGUCGCUAACAUUUUAUUGUUUAUAAGAAUGAUACUUGUCGACACCAUCGAUGUUACGUAAUGCUGAUAACUGUAUUUAACAGAAGAUUUUUUUUACAAUUGUCCAAUUGUUCAAUCUUGCUGGAAAAUAAGAUAAAUGAAGUGGAUAAUAUUGAAAAUUUAAUGUUUUCAUUAAAUACUCCUUUUCCUGUCGAAGCCCUUUUUUGGUAUGAAUGAAUGAAGAUUCGUCAGGAUUUAUGAUAGAUAGGCCAUUAUUUUACGGAUUGGUUCUAUCCUUUACAUCGUUCAGCAUGGUUUGCUUUUCAUUCAACGUAUCUGUGUUGUUCGAGAGUCAAGAUAUAUUUUACAUCUCGUUCAUUAUAAAGGAUCAGACAUUUUUCUGAAUUCUUUGAAUGAAUUGAUUAUAGAAGCUGAUAUGAACUGAAAUUCGACAUUCGAAUGUUUGGUAAAUAAUCAUAUGAUGCAACAUUUUAGACUGACUUGAAGAAAUUUCUUCUGUUUGUGUAAGCUUACAUUGAAACUUGGAGUACAUAAAUAAAUUAAAUAAAUAAUCAUAUUCUCUUAUUAUCAUUAUCAUUAUAGAACUAAAAAGUGUCGAUCGUUGGUUUAUAUUCUGUAAAUCAAAGACAGAGACUAACUUUAGUCAGAAGAAAUGUUAUGUUUCUCUUAUGAAAAACUAGGAAUGUUUUUUUUUUGUAAACUGAAAGAUCGAUAACAUUCUUUUUUAUUUUUUACAACUGUCACUUGAUGUCAGAAAAUAGUUAUAUUCUUUGUGUCGUUCAAAUUCUUGUAGAGAUACUUCAAAAGCUCGGUUUUCUCAAGAUUGACAUUUCUUAGAAUAUGUUCCGAUCUUAUUGUUUUCUACAACCUACUGAAUUUCUCACCGGCUUCAUCUGAAUUAAUUUUUAUCUCAAAUCGAAUCAUCGAGUCAUAAAUUAAUUGCAUUUACAGCCAAUGUCCAUACUACAAGAAUAUACUAAACUAAUGAACUUCUUUACAUUAGAAGAGAUUUUCAAUGUAUUUAGAAGAUCUAUGUAGAUUUGAAGAAAAUUUAAAAAGAAAAAAAUGUCUUUAUCGUUAUUCAUCGUAUUCGCUGCAAUAUCCUUUAAGGGCAUUUUCCUUCUGUCAAAAAUUGGAGUUUUUUCUAAUUAAUCGAUUUUGGAUUUACACAUCAUUAGAUAGCCCAAAACGUUUAUUUUCGAAUUUUAUAUGAUUUAUUUGAUUCAUAUUGCAAUUUAGCACUUUCUAAGAGGUUUUUCUUCCAACAAAAUAAGUUAUUUUUGAUUGUAUCCAGUGGGAAAAAAUGUUAAUAUAUAGGAAAAGUAUGUCAUACAUGUAACUGCCUUUUUUCAUUCGGCCUGUUGUAUUCGAUGGAUAACCUAUAACAAACUGAUGUAGAUAUUUUUCUGUACUACUUAAAAAGAAAGAACUUGAUUUUCUUAGUCAAAAUUUGUUUUACAUUUUAUUUUUCACCUUAACUUAUCAGUGUUUUAAACUCUUCUUCAAAAAUUGUCGAUCUAUGAUUCUGAAUAAUUUCAUUCAAAAGUACAACGAAAAUUGUAUCGAUUCGUUUAUCACUUUUUUUGAAUUCUGAAAUUUUGUAAUUCUUACUAUUAUCUCGGUUUAUAAAUCAAAAUAGAAAUAAAAGUGACGACUCAAUGACUAGAAUCCGUAAUUUUUCUCUCUCUCUCGGAUGUAACUACUUCGAGCUCAAACAGAUGACCAAGAGUAUUUAUGACGGAAAGUUUUAAAGAUAUCAUAUAAAAAACUGAUUAUGAUGUUUGCAUUGUAGAAUUUCUAAUCUAUCUUGACAUAAAAAUGAGUACAAAAACAAAAUUCUGACUGAUACGGUAUUUAACAUAAACAAAGAUGACAAUUGCAUCAAACUGUGACAUGAUUGCAUGAAUAUUUUAUAUUCAUCAUAUAUCGCAUUUGUUUCCACAUGAAUAUAUGGAGUAUUGAUAUUUGUGUUGACAAAAUAUAUAUAUCAGUUCUUGUCUUGUCUAAACAUGUUUUUAUUUGAGUUCUAGUUCAAUACAGUAUGAAAUUGAACGACACAAAAUUGUCAGUUUGAAUAAUAGAAAGUCUGUAGAGUGACAAUAUGUAUUAAUUCGUUUUCAUUUUUAUAUAACAGAGUAUUUUUCAAAAUAAAUAUACACAAUAGACUUUUGAACAUUAUUCAUAUAUUUUGCUUCUUUGAGAAUUUAUUGAUGAUUCUCUUCGUUUAUUCUACACAUUUUUACCUCAGUGUUUAUUAAAAUAAUCUAUUCUUGUUUCGUACAAUAUUUGUAUCUUUAUAUCAUUAUCAAUUGCCAAAACAAUAUUUGUUAUCGAUAAAAAUAAGAUCCGUACAACCGGAUAUAUUAACUUUCAAACAUAUCUUUGUUCAUGUAUUCAAAUUCAAGAAACAUAAACGCAUCAUCCCCAGAUUUUACAGAUUACUCGUUGAUUAUUCCGAUCUCAAUUAUUUUGGGAUUAAUCGGCAUGUCUAUUGCUUGUCUUGUCAUUGUCGUGAUCAUAUUUACCAAACGUUUAUAUACUGUCACUUAUUUAUUGAUUUGUAAUACAUGCGUUUC